Messenger RNA from Helianthus annuus (common sunflower), 1637 nucleotides. RefSeq names its product 5'-adenylylsulfate reductase 3, chloroplastic. The record is from RefSeq and is a predicted model, not a curated record. Lineage: Eukaryota; Viridiplantae; Streptophyta; Magnoliopsida; Asterales; Asteraceae. The transcript is spliced from 5 exons. Gene Ontology annotation, molecular function: phosphoadenylyl-sulfate reductase (thioredoxin) activity. The coding region runs from base 82 to 1482 and encodes 466 amino acids.
CUUCUCUCUUCAUUUUAUAAAUCUCUCUCUCCCAUUCAUCCUCAAAUCAUUCAUUCUAAAACAGAUUUUGAAUCUUCAGCAAUGGCGUUAGCUGUUACCUCUAGCUCCAUUGCAAUUUCAUCGUCUUCUUCUUCCUCGUUGCGUGCAGAACAAGUGGUUCAGUUGAAUACGACGACGUUUCAGCCGUCUGAUCGGGCUCAUCUGGUAUCACCGACGAUUUUGAGUUUAUCUGUGAAACGAUCUGUUGUUGUGAAGGCGUUGAAUCCUGAAUCUAGGAGGAAUGACGCGAUUGUUACGUCAGCUGCCACCACUUUUGCUCCAGAUGUGAUGGAGAAAUCAGUAGAAGUUGAGGACUUUGAAAAAUUAGCUAAAGACCUUGAGAAUUCUUCCCCACUUGAAAUCAUGGAUAAAGCCCUUGAGAAAUAUGGCAAUGAUAUUGCCAUUGCCUUCAGUGGUGCUGAAGAUGUUGCUUUGAUUGAGUAUGCACACCUCACAGGCCGACCGUAUCGCGUAUUUAGUCUCGAUACCGGGAGAUUAAACCCGGAAACAUACAAGUUCUUUGACGCGGUCGAAAAACAUUACAACAUCCGGAUCGAAUACAUGUUCCCAGAUUCCGUAGAAGUUCAAGCCUUGGUUAGAACCAAGGGUCUGUUCUCAUUUUACGAAGACGGGCAUCAAGAAUGCUGUCGAGUGAGAAAGGUUAGACCGUUGCGACGCGCUUUGAAGGGGUUACGAGCAUGGAUCACCGGUCAACGAAAAGACCAGUCACCCGGGACGCGCUCACAAGUCCCCGUGGUUCAAGUAGACCCGGUUUUUGAAGGGUUAGAUGGUGGGUCAGGGAGCUUGGUGAAAUGGAACCCUGUGGCUAAUGUUGCUGGUAAUGAUAUUUGGAACUUCUUACGAACCAUGGAUGUCCCGGUUAACUCGUUGCAUGCUCAAGGGUAUGUUUCCAUCGGGUGCGAGCCGUGCACCAGGGCCGUGUUGCCCGGUCAACACGAGCGGGAAGGAAGGUGGUGGUGGGAGGAUGCGAAGGCGAAGGAAUGCGGGUUACAUAAAGGAAACAUCAAAGAGGAAUCGGUUAAUGCGAAUGGGAAUGAUACCCUUCAUGCUAACGCAAGUGUUUCGGAUAUCUUUAAUAGCAAUGACAUCUUGACUUUGACCCGACCCGGAAUGGAAAACUUGCUCAAAAUGGAAGGCCGAAAAGAUCCAUGGAUAGUUGUUCUUUAUGCACCUUGGUGCCAAUUCUGUCAGGCCAUGGAAGCCUCUUGUGUUGAAUUGGCGGAAAAGUUGGGUGGGAGUGGCAUGAAGGUCGGGAAAUUUAGGGCGGACGGUGAUGAAAAGGCGUUUGCGCAGCAAGAAUUGCAGUUAGGGAGUUUUCCGACCAUUCUUUUCUUUCCAAAACACUCGUCUAGACCGAUCAAGUAUUCUUCCGAGAAGAGGGAUGUCGAUUCGUUGAUGGCUUUCGUGAAUGCGCUCCGAUGAUAAAUAGUUCGAGUUUGAUGGGUGUAGGUUGUGUAUUUAUGUAGACAAUGGUCUGUUUUAGUGAGUGUGGGCUAAGUCCCGCUAUUUGGGUUGUUGGAAGUUUUGAGCAUCACGGAAUUAAGUGGAGGAAUAAAAUUGCAAUUUUUAUAUGACCA